Cicer arietinum (chickpea) is the source of this 489-nucleotide messenger RNA. RefSeq lists its product as uncharacterized. The record is from RefSeq and is a predicted model, not a curated record. NCBI's taxonomy places the organism in Eukaryota, Viridiplantae, Streptophyta, Magnoliopsida, Fabales, Fabaceae.
AUGAAGGUCUCACAAGAUCGUCAAAGGAGUUAUGCGGACAAGCAUCGUAGACCUUUAGAAUUCGUGCAGGGCGACCAUGUGUUCCUGAGAGUCACACCUACGAUUGGAGUUGGCAGAGCCAUAAAAUCAAAGAAAUUAACUCCGAAAUUUUUUGGACCAUAUCAGAUUUCUGCACGAAUUGGACAUGUGGCUUACCGGAUCUCAUUGCCUCCGAUACUGUCCGAAAUUCACGAUGUAUUUCAUGUGUCACAAUUAAGGAAAUACAUUAUGGGUGCAUCGCAUGUGAUCGAACCAAACACAAUUCAACUAAAGGAGAAUUUUUCAUUCGAAGUACUACCUGUAAGAAUUGACGACAAGAAGAUUAAGCGAUUAAGGAAUAAGGAAGUUUCAUUGGUCAAAGUGACUUGGAACCCAACUACUAGAGAUGCGACGUGGGAAUUGGAGAGCAAGAUGAGGGAACAACACCCUGACUUGUUUAUCGACGCGUAG